GGCCAGUCGACCUACAGCCCCACCGCCAUGUCCCCCUCCAUCUGAUACCUAUUUCCCCCUUCUAUCUAGAUGCUAGCUCGCCAUGCCGAUACCCAGUAUCGCUUCAGUGCUCUACGGUGCGAUGUUUAAAGACGGAGACGGCGGCUAUGAGAUACCUAGUCUCCCUCAAAUAAGUCGCGGUACCUUCGCCGGGAUCGUCGUCGCCAUCUCCGGGAAUGUGGUCAUCUCGUUAGCGUUGAACUGCCAGAAGCUUGCUCACAAACGGCUGGAGGAGGAACGCGCCGCCCAUGGGGAUGAGUUGCAGAGCCGGGGAACGAGCGGCCAGAACACCCCGACGACAACUCUAGGAAGCUAUACACCAUCCCCUCAGCCUGGUACUCCUGCUAUCGCGGUUGUAGAGACAGAACCACUACUUGGACCACCAAAUCACACGCGACUCAUGCCACCGGCUUAUGGCAGCGAUCCUGCUCUCGAAACGCGGCAAAGGAGAAAGAAGCGAGCUUUCUUGUCCAGGCUAUUCGUCUUCCGUGAGGACGAUGAACAUCUAUUCCAGGAGACGGACUCUGCCCAUCUCGCGACAACCCAUGCGCUCCUGCCAGUCGACGUUGUCCCAGCCCAUGCAAAUGGUGACAGAUGUCCGUCAAGCAGGCGCACGACAUCUGGCGAGAGCAAGACUGAGAUCGCGGGGAACGAGUCCGACUAUCUGAAGUCGAAACUUUGGUGGUUCGGGUUCAUCCUCAUGAACAUCGGCGAGCUCGGAAACUUCAUCUCUUACGCUUUCGCCCCCGCCUCAGUUGUUGCCCCGUUAGGCACAUUUGCCCUUAUCGCCAACUGCUUCUUCGCUCCACUCAUGCUGAAGGAGAGAUUCCGCAAACGGGAUUUUAUGGGCAUCCUCAUCGCGGUAAUGGGCGCCGUCACUGUUGUGCUGUCUGCCAACCCGUCCGACGUCCGACUUGGGCCUGACGCUCUCGUCCACGCAAUCACACAACGUCCGUUCGUCAUUUAUGCAGCUAUCUAUAUCGCAGGCGCCGCAAUCCUCUCCAUAUUCUCUGAACGUGGAACCGGCAAACGGUAUGUGUACAUCGACGUUGGUUUGUGCGCACUGUUCGGUGGCUUUACGGUGCUCUCGACCAAAGCAUUCUCAACAUUGCUUACGCUAGAGGCAUUUGAAAUGUUCUCUCAGUGGAUCACAUACCCUGUGCUACUGGUGUUGAUUAGCACAGGAGUUGGCCAGAUUAGAUACCUUAACCGUGCUCUCAUGCGCUUUGACAGCAAGGUUGUCGUGCCUACACAAUUCGUCUUGUUCAACAUCUCCGCCAUCGUUGGGUCAGCCAUUCUCUACGGCGACUUUGCACGGGCCACCUUCCAUCAAAUCGUUACCUUCCUCUACGGCUGCGGUGCGACCUUCGCAGGGGUGUUCAUCAUCGCCUGGGCACCGUCAUCCCCAGAGGAGCCGGAGGAUGACGAGGACGAGGAGGGUACAAUCGGCGACGCGCCGCCGUCGGCUGAGACAGACGGGACUAUCACUGGGUUGAGCUCGACAUCCGGGAGCGUCGCGAGACGCACCCGGGUGAGGAUCCUUGGGCCGGAUGGCUCGCCGGCGACGCCUAUUCUAAGGAACAGGCAAAGUGUUGUCAGCAUGUAUGGGCUCUCGCCCGCACAGCGCGCUCUACUCCUUGGGUCGCCACCGCGAGAUGACGCAUCUCGGCCUCACUCGCGGGACCCCGAGCGCGAGGCUGCAUCUACUCCCGAGUCUCUGCGUCGGCGGCGGACAGUGAGCUGGCUCGGCGAGGAUGGUCCGCACGGUCUGCGGCGGACCCCCACAGCCCCCAUCGAUGUCACCAGGGAGAAUAGCCGUGUGCGCGCACAGAGCCAUAGUGCUGCGGCGAGCAGGAGCGUGAGCCAAAGUCCUUACUGAAAAGCAUGCUAUAGGGUUUUCUACAUUAUGCCCUGGACUGUAGUACGUGUGCUAUCUAUCUAAUAAGUAGUACUGAUUUAGCAGUGUGCCCGGGACAGAGGACUCGUUCAGCCUAUUAUUAGAGUGUGUACAGUAGAUUGCUGUUGUGAUGUGUAUAUACUAUAUGGAAUGGAUGCGCAAUUGAACUACUCUACGCUAGAA
Rhodofomes roseus is the source of this 2119-nucleotide messenger RNA. RefSeq names its product DUF803-domain-containing protein. Gene Ontology annotation, molecular function: magnesium ion transmembrane transporter activity. The record is from RefSeq and is a predicted model, not a curated record. Gene Ontology annotation, biological process: magnesium ion transport. The transcript is spliced from 9 exons. NCBI's taxonomy places the organism in Eukaryota, Fungi, Basidiomycota, Agaricomycetes, Polyporales, Fomitopsidaceae. Gene Ontology annotation, cellular component: membrane. The coding region runs from base 83 to 1918 and encodes 611 amino acids.